UCAGAGCUUCAGGUUCUCCUCCCCAUGGACACCCACUCUCAGUCUCCCCCGCUGCCAACUGCCACCGACGACGGCCUCUCGGCCGAAGAGCUCGCCGCCGCUGCGGCCACUGCUGAUGCGCGCCCUCGCGCCUCUCUCACUCCUGACUCAUCUCUCUCCUCUGGCGGUCUGCCCCUCGCACCUAUCCCACCCAACCCACCCCCACCACCGAUGCCUCUCUCCGUGCCUGGCGUUGCCGCACCCACCGGUGGUCUCCCUGCUAGCAUCACCCAUAUCGUCGACUUCAAGCUGGCCCUCGACGGCUCCAACUUCGCCCGGUGGAGGAACUACAUCAACCUCAUCCUCGCCCGGCACCACGCCGAGGCGCACGUACAAGCCGGCGCCGCCGCCCGCCUCUCUGACUCGCUCUGGCGGGAUGACGACAACACGAUCGUCCUGUGGUUCUACUCCACCGUCGCCGCCGAUCUCCUCGACAUCGUCGCGCCCGCCGACUCCACCGCCUUCACGAUCUGGAAACGCCUCCAUGAGUACUUCCUCGUGAACAAGGCUGAGCUCGCCAUGUAUCUCGGCCAAGAAUUCCGAUCGGCCGUGCGCGGCGACCGCUCCAUCAACGAGUACUGCCGCCACCUCCAAGGCAUCGCUGCUGCCCUCGCCGACGUCCGGGAGCCCGUCACGGACCGCACUCUCACUCUGCAGAUGUUGGACGGCCUCGGUAAGAAGUUUGAACUCCAGGCCGCCAUUCUUCAGUCCACCAUGCCGCUGCCGACCUUCGCCCAGGCUCGUUCUCGCCUCGUCCUCGCCGAACUCGCCCUCGACAAGCGGGCCCGCACGGAAGGGGCUCAGGUCCUCGCCGUCCAUGACGAGCGUGGUGGUGGCGGCCGCAGUGACCGCGUUGAUCGCGGCGGCGGCGGCGGCGGAAGCGGCGACGCUCCUCCCGCCGCAGGCAGACGGGGGCCCCAACUCGGCGGAGGCGGAGGCGGACGCGGGCGCGGCCGCGGCCGUGGUCGCGGUGACGCCCUUGGCGGCGGACGGGGCUCCCAGCAGCCAUGGCUGGGGUACUUUGCCCCCAUGGGGCUGCCCUUCCCACCCCCGCGUGCGCCCUGGGUGCCUCCCAACUCGGCCAGUGUCCUCGGCCCUCGGCCCGGCGUAUCACACCAUGCCUAUCCAGUGCUGCUUCCGCCCGCUCCACUCCCGUCCGCACCACCUGCCCACUACACCGCCUCGCCGUACUCCUGGGAUGCCGCAGCCAUGUACCAGGCUGCUCCAAGCCAUGGCGCUGCGUUUCCUCCCCACGCCGAGUGGAUAAUGGACACGGGCGCCUCUUCCCACGUCACCGGGGACCCAGGAUCUUCGAACCAAGGUGGUGCUUCUGAGGUGCAAUAGUUCCGGCGAUCUCUACCGCUUCACCGGUGACCAUAGCAGUACUCUCCCGGAGGCUUUCACUGUUUCGUAUUCGGAUAUUUGGCAUAAAAGGCUCGGGCACCCCGGCGUUUCGUCCUUAGCUUAUUUUCCCUUUGAUGUUCCCACUACAUGUAAUAAAAGUUCUCCAUCGCCAUUAUGUACCGCUUGCCAAUUAGGCAAACACACUCGUCUCCCCUUCUCUACCUCCACUUCUUAUACCACCGCACCAUUCCAAUUAUUACAUUGUGAUUUAUG
Molecule: messenger RNA, 1656 nt
Organism: Triticum aestivum (bread wheat)
Lineage: Eukaryota; Viridiplantae; Streptophyta; Magnoliopsida; Poales; Poaceae
Exons: 2
Coding region: 25-1383 (452 amino acids)
Source: RefSeq, a predicted model, not a curated record